Messenger RNA from Hippoglossus stenolepis (Pacific halibut), 1127 nucleotides. RefSeq names its product sterile alpha motif domain-containing protein 9-like. Bases 76 to 1068 code for a protein of 330 amino acids. The record is from RefSeq and is a predicted model, not a curated record. Gene Ontology annotation, cellular component: cytoplasm. NCBI's taxonomy places the organism in Eukaryota, Metazoa, Chordata, Actinopteri, Pleuronectiformes, Pleuronectidae. The transcript has a single exon.
AACUUCCUGAGGUGGCAAAGCUUUGCAGAGGGAUCGUGUGGAAGAGAAACCGUGAACAACUUCAGUGUUGUUGGGAUGAAAAUGAGUCAUGUUAAUGCAACCGUGCAGGAUGUACAACCUGUAAAAGCCUGUACCAGCAAACAUUUGCCUGUCUUUGUGAAAGGGAUCUGCCUACUUGAAACAAACAAAGAGGAAGAGAUGGCUUCUCUAGAAAUUCUGACUGUCAAUCAUUGUGAUGAAACAACCGAACACUUCAUUAGUGAGGAGAAAGCAAACGUUGAACACCAGUUCUUCCGUGGUGGGAGAGUGACAUGGUUGAAUUUCUGGCUUGCUGAACACAAGCAUGUUGGAGAGGUAAUUGAACGAGAUGCUUAUGAAGAUGUCUCCAAACUUCUCAAGAAUGCUCUGAAGUCCAAUGCAGAACAGACUCCGGUGAAGAGUAUAAGCAUCUACCAUCAUCCAGGAAGUGGUGGAAGUACUGUGGGAAGACAAGUGUUGUGGAAAAACAGGAAAGACCUAAGGUGUGCAGUUGUGAAGCCUUCAUACUCAGCUGCGGUCGUGGCGCAGCAUGCUGUUGACCUCAGAGAAUAUGAAGAAAAGGAUCCACAGAGGUGUCUUCCAGUGCUGCUCCUCAUUGAAGACUCAGACCAAGAAUAUCUAGAUGAUCUCAGGAAUCAAUUAGAGGUUGCAAUUAACAGCAAACAAAUCCAGUACGGAACACUGUGUUUCAUUUUGUUGGGCUGCAGUCGAUCCUAUGAUCCAGAGAAGAGAUGCAAUGAGUCUCCUUUACAAAAUGUCUCUGUCACUCACAAGCUGUCUGCUAAAGAGAAGAGAAUGUUUGUUGGAAAACGAGAGGUGCUCGAAGAACAAUACGAGCAUCAGUUCAUCCUGACUUUUGUUCUGAUGAGUGAAGGAUUCACUGAUCAUUAUGUUCAAAAGUUUGUGAAAAAUUUGCUCCAAGACAUUGACCAUCAAUCUGCUGUCACUCGCCUCAUUCACUAUGUAGCACUACUUAACAGUUACGUCCGAACUCAUUCAUCUCUCAGUCCCACUGCGAAGCCUUGCUAGCUUUGAAAAUGUCAAUGGAAAGGUUUCACCAGUAUGAGUUUGAGAGACAACUCAGUGAU